Molecule: messenger RNA, 1913 nt
Organism: Salvelinus namaycush (lake trout)
Lineage: Eukaryota; Metazoa; Chordata; Actinopteri; Salmoniformes; Salmonidae
Product: cytoplasmic dynein 1 light intermediate chain 1-like
Exons: 13
Coding region: 7-1470 (487 amino acids)
Biological process (GO): microtubule cytoskeleton organization; microtubule-based movement
Cellular component (GO): centrosome; cytoplasmic dynein complex
Molecular function (GO): dynein heavy chain binding
Source: RefSeq, a predicted model, not a curated record
GUGAAGAUGGCGGCGUCAGGGAGGAGUACAUUAUUAUCCUCCAACAACAGUGGACUAAACAGCACAGCCGAACAACCCAACACUGAAGACGAAGAUGGACAGGAUUUAUGGUCUGCUAUUCUGAGCGAAGUAUCGACGCACUCCAGAUCUAAACUACCGUCCGGGAAAAAUGUGCUGGUCAUGGGGGAGGUGGGUUCGGGGAAGACCACCCUAGUUGCUAAACUACAGGGUGUGGAGGACUUCCUGAAGGGGCGUGGCCUGGAAUACCUCUACUUUAGUGUCCAUGAUGACGACAUUGAUGACCAAACCAGGUGUAAUGCCUGGGUGUUAGAUGGGGAUCUGUACCAUAAAGGUCUGCAGUCUGUUGCUGUGCAACGAGAGGCGCUUGGUGACUCGUUGCUAUUGGUUACUGUGGACCUGUCGCGGCCGUGGGUCGCCAUGGAAUCGCUUCAGAAGUGGGCGGCUGUCGCUAGGGAACAUAUCGACAAGCUCCGGGUUCCCCCGGAAACACUGAGGGAGCUGGAGAACAGAAUGGCCAGACAGUUCCAGGAGUAUGUGGAUCCUGGCUGGGAGGAGAGCGCCACCCAGAGGAGGAGUGAGGAGGAGGAGAACGUUCUGCUGCCGCUCGGCGACAACACACUCACACACAACCUGGGACUACCCAUGGUGGUGAUCUGCACUAAGUGCGAUGCCAUCAGUACGUUGGAGAAGGAGCAUGACUACAAAGACGAACACCUGGACUUCAUCCAGUCAUACAUCAGACGCUUCUGUCUACAGUACGGGGCGUCUCUGCUGUAUACGUCGGUUAAGGAAAUGAAGAAUGUGGAUGUUCUGUAUAAAUACCUGCUUCACAGACUCUACGGUUUCCCCUUCCACUACCCUGCUCAACUGGUGGAGAAAGACACAGUCUUCAUUCCGUCAGGGUGGGACAAUGAAAGUAAGAUUUCAAUCCUCCAUGAGAACUUCCAAACGCUGAAACCAGACGACAUCUUUGAGGAGGUCAUCGUCAAACCGCCUGUCAGAAAGUUUGUUCAUGAGAAGGAGAUUCAGGCUGAAGAUGACCAGGUGUUUCUGCUCAAGCUGCAGUCGCUGCUCUCCAAACAGCCUCCUGCAUCUGCCGGGCGACCAGGGGAAUCCAGCAGUAGUAGAGGUCCCAGUGGUUCUCCCAGGACCAGUAAUCGUUCAGCUGCAGCCAACGUAGCUAACACCAUGCCCAUGUCCCAAUCAGCAGGUCAGACCAGUGAGGGGGUGCUGGCUAACUUCUUCAACAGUCUUCUGACCAAGAAGGCCGGAGCAUCGCCGCCGGGCAACAGCACACCAGGGACUGUUCGCAAGUCAGGUUCUAAGCUGGGUCUGAGUGAUGUCCAGGCAGAGUUGGACAGGAUCAGCUGCAGAGAGAAUGAUGAGACCAACAACAGCAACACUAACAACCCUAACCCCAGUACUGAGACCAAUGAAGAACAGACAUGAAAAGACCACCUCCCUCUUCCUCCCCCCUACCUCACCCCCCAGACCAGACGUGAAGAGAACAAACCUCACUCUCCACACCCCAGGCAUACCACAGACCAGACAUGAAAAAUCCACCUCCCCUACCUUACCCACUUUUCACACCCCCAGGCCAUACAUGAAGAGACCAGACCUCACCCUCCUCCCAUUCUCACCUCUCCUGACCUCCCCUCCUCACCCCCCAGUGAGACCACCGCAUACCAGACAUGAAGACACGUCAGCCCUACCUCAUUCCCCAGACCAUACAUGAAGAGACCAGACCUCACCCCAACAGACCAGAACAGAUUAGACAUGAAGACCUUCAGGACGGAGAUGGAGAGAUAUGGGGAUGGAGAGAGAGGGAGGGAGGAGGAAGAAGAGAGAGAUGGAGCAAGAGGGAGAGAGCAAUGGACAGGUAUGGGGAGAGA